Haliotis rufescens (red abalone) is the source of this 3786-nucleotide messenger RNA. RefSeq lists its product as uncharacterized. The record is from RefSeq and is a predicted model, not a curated record. Lineage: Eukaryota; Metazoa; Mollusca; Gastropoda; Lepetellida; Haliotidae. Bases 568 to 2400 code for a protein of 610 amino acids. The transcript has 5 exons. Gene Ontology annotation, cellular component: membrane.
UUAUUAAAUUUAUUGAGUAAAUAUUGAACGCAAAGGAUUGCUCCUCGUAAGCAUGACUAAUCCUUGAACGCGGGCCAGAUAUCAACACCGGGGAUCCGGCCUGACACUGCACGCCAAGGCAAUAGCUAAACUGUCCUUUCACUCUCGAUCUGUAGAAACCAGGUACAACGACGUCUCUACGUUGUCAACAGAUCCGAUCAUUGUUGGAUAUCGAACUCAAUUACACCUUAACCAUGAAUACCACUACUUUCUAUAGCAGACAGAUUUAUCCGUUGUCAUAAAACGCUUGACUUUGAAUAGAGGAUCCGCUGUAAGAUAUCAAUAUGGCGGAGAAGCAUGGGACUUUGGUAGUUCAACUCCUCAAGGGUGAGAAAUACACUCCACCGUUUGUCACCCAGACUUCUGAACAGGAUGCAAAGAUGUAACAUGUUUAAUGUCACACCAUGAGAAACAAUUCAAGCGUAGGUAACCGUAUGAAGUGAAAAAUAUACUCUAUGAAAAAACAUAGAAGCUUAAAUAAUCAGAAGAUGAGAAGCUUUUGUGUUGACAGUAAGACUCGUGUAACUGAUGGCUGUGGUGCGUGGUGGGCUCAUCUCCAGCCCGAAGUCUCCCUGGAGUAAAGCCGGGGAUCUAGGAUCAGAUGCUUCCUUACCCGAGACGCUCCUCCAGACACCAGAACAAGAUAAACGAGAGCCCAGUGUCAUAUCAGAAGACGCUAGAACAAUGAGCUUACGAGGAGACUACCGCGUAACUCCUUACAGAUCAAGACGAGAAAGACGAAAUCAAACAGGUCCGUAUUCGACUCAAAGCAUCCCUGCAGUUCGCCGUUUGCAGGAGUCACGUCGGAGGCAUCUGGACGACGACAGGUGGAGCAGGGCCACGGGCAGAGGGUCAGAUGUCCCGCCGGCUAAUUGGCUGGACAACAGAGGGCCAAGUGGACCCGAGUCAGAGGUCAGGAGGUCUCGGAGUUAUGAUGUCAAGCAUAUCGGAUUUGACCCCGACACAGGGUUGGAUUACGUUGAGACGAAAAGGGGGACUAGGAAAUACCUUGGAGAACCUUCCAGAAGAGAACCUACUGUGCACCCUCGGUAUAGUAAUGCCAGAACUGGGACGGUUGCUACGGAGUGGGACUUUGUGGACGACCCUACUAUUCGUAGUGAGUAUCAGCAGCAGCAGAGGGAGUAUAAACCGCGGAGAGAGUUCAAACCAACUCGGGUGUAUGCUAGACGAUUGUCAGACCCUCCAAGCGUGGCAGGAGUACCAGCCAGUUCUGUGGAUAGUGUAGAGAACUUCAAAGGGUCUGAUUUGGGUGCAAAAGAACCCAAGCAAGGAGAGUUCGUGCCACAUUGGGGAUACUACACGGAAACUCCACCUAGCCCAGGUCAGAGUGUUCUGCCUAGACAAGGUUCGGUGUUAGAUCCAAAUUACAGAUCCAGGUCACGGGAACUAGACAGGAACCUUCUCUCGCCGAGGUCGUUGUCAAAGAGUAUGGUUCCAACGCACGGAUCGACUCUGACCAGUCCUUCAAUGAGGGGUUCGGUGAAGGAGCUAGAGUCAGAUGAAAGUGGCUUCCAUGAACCUACGAGGAAGCACCAGGGUCAGGCAUACCCUGGUAGCGGGAACCAUGCCUCGCCCGACUACCGACCCAACCCGUAUCAGAGGGGUUCCCAGGGAGGUUACCAGAGGGGUGCGGCCGGGCAAGGCUAUACCCAAGGAGGAGGGUAUCAGCAAGGGGGUGGUCGCACCGUCCGGUUCAACAUCAGCAGAGACAAGGGAGGAGGACCAAGAAAAUGUGAUCCAGCCUACAUUUGCACGAUACUCGGAGUCCUCAAGCUUGCCGAGUUUAUCACAAGCGCCAUUAUCACUGGAGUUAGCCAAGCUGACCCAGACGUUUGGUCGUUUGAUGUCUUCAUCUUGUUCGUGGGUGUGAGUGGAAUGGUGCUAGCUGUAGGCUCAUUCAUCUUCAGAUUGUUUCAUUGGGAAGAAUCUGCACAUCUCGGAUGCCUUUGGUUCGAGUUUUCCUGUCAUCUAGUUGUGGCUAUCUUAAUGUUCGUGGCAGCCAUCCUGUCAACGUUGUCAGCCAGUCUUGCAAGCUCCAUCGUUGCACUAACGUUUUUCUGUUUCCUUGGAGCCGGAUUGUUCUCUGUGGACACAUUCAUCCUUGGGUCCGCCGUUGCCAAACAGGGAAGAGAAUCAAUGGACGGCCAAGGUCAAGGUCGAAACCAAGGGCAACAACCCAGGGGCGGUGGGUACCCGGGGCAACAGCAGCAGGGUGGUCCACAAAGGGGUGGAUAUCCAGGCCAGGGUGGUCCUCAAGGAGGUGGAUAUCCAGGGCAGGGUGGUCCCCAAGGGGGUGGUUACCCGGGAGGGCCAAACAAACCUUACCCUCAACGUCGUUGACGACAUGACAAGAUAGGUUUAUGAUAUUUCUUGACGUAUGGAGGGCGGAUUGUGUUGCCUAGGUGAUUUAGCUCAGUUAUUAAGAGUGUUUUCCUCAGUUAACUCAGUGAUUAACAAUGUUGUACCGAGAGAACACCAUAGAGAUCACUGAUACAGUGAGAAGACUAUCAAAGCUUUCUGGCCUUACAGAAAGUAUAGAUACAGUUGGGGAGAAUAUGUUUUGAAGCAUUGGAGAGAAUACGCAUUGAAACAGUAGGGGGACUACGUAUGGAAACAUUCGGGAGUGUACGUAUUGAUCCAUUGGGAAGAAUACGUAUUAAAGCUUUGGGAGAAUACGUAUUGAAGCAUUGGAGAGAAUACGAAUUGAAGCAUUGGAGAGAAUACGUAUUGAAACACUGGAGAGACUACGUAUUGAAACACUGGAGAGACUACGUAUUGAAGCAUUCGGGAGAGUACAUAGUGUGCAUUGGGAAGAAUACGUAUUGAAGCAUUCGGGAGUGUACGUAUUGAUUCAUUGGGAAGUAUACGUAUUAACGCGUAGAGCAUUUCAUGGAAGCAUUGCUUGCUAUAUAGAAGCAUAUAUAUGUGUAUAUGGAGGCACUGUGAACUAUUAGGAAACUACAAAUAUAUGCUGCUAUUGAGCAUACAUAGGACUGAUUAUGAACACAUAAGUAGGAUCUUGACAUUGUCAAACAUGGCCAUUUAUUGGAAGAGGCGUGGCUGAAGAGCAACGUAAUUACCUAUCAAACUGUCACUAAAGAAUCAUUUCUGAUGUGUGUAGUUAAUAUUCCAUUAGUCGCACCCUACAUGCCAGGCGUCCCUAAGUCGUGUCAGGAUCCGGUGAUUAUGGAUUCGAAUCCCAGAUUCGCCCCGAUUAUGAUCCUUGGAUUGUAAUCAACAUCCCCAUGCUCGUGGGUUUCACCAAAGUGGUAAACGUCUAAGGCUUUCCAUCCACAUCGAUCUGACAGGCCAUGGCAUAACUGGUAUACUGUCCAAAGCGGUGUUCAACAAGACACGCGCACUCUAGACAAGUUGCGCUCAAAUACCCAUUUAGGUGCCGUUUCUAAAAUUGGCUCGAAAAGGUAUGAUGUACAUUUCAACACACCUUUUACGCUCGUCGACUUGACUUGUCAUGAAAUGCCGGUAAAUUCUGGCAAUUUACCAACAGUGUGAACAUUCCCGUUAUUUGUGAAUUGUCUCUGUGUCCGUUUAUGUUAAAAAGCAUUGACGUGUGAGGUGUGUGUGUCUUUAUCGACUUCAACUGACAUAACCUUAUAGUGUCAAGGUAGACAUGUAAAGGUGUGUGUAUCUUUAUCGACUUCAACUGACAUAACCUUAUAGUGUCAAGGUGUUAUUAUUUCUGUGAUGAAUAAUUGAAAUAAAUGU